Coprinopsis cinerea okayama7#130 is the source of this 1927-nucleotide messenger RNA. RefSeq names its product WD-repeat-containing protein. NCBI's taxonomy places the organism in Eukaryota, Fungi, Basidiomycota, Agaricomycetes, Agaricales, Psathyrellaceae. Gene Ontology annotation, biological process: proteasome-mediated ubiquitin-dependent protein catabolic process. Gene Ontology annotation, cellular component: Cul4-RING E3 ubiquitin ligase complex. Gene Ontology annotation, molecular function: protein binding. The transcript is spliced from 12 exons. The record is from RefSeq and is a predicted model, not a curated record. Bases 1 to 1809 code for a protein of 602 amino acids.
AUGGCUGGUAGACGAUAUGAGGCAAAUGAAGCGGGGCGUCUCUUGCGAGUGCUAAUGGAUUUGAGGAAUCGCGCAGAGGCUGAGAACGACAAUGAGGGCGCGCAUAAUUUAUCAGGAAUCGGGGCUCAGGCACUCGCUGCUCUCUUGUCAGGGCGAUUUAGCAACAACUGGGAGGAAGAAGACGACGACGACGAUUACUACCCUUCAGACGAGGAUGACCGUCACUCUGAAGAUGAACUAGUUACCGAGCCACAGCCAGAAGGCGUUAAACUAUUAAGGAGCGGCGAGUAUGGUCCCAUACGGUCUUACCAAGGGGUCGAAAAUACCAAAGUAACGCCAAAGACCCUCUUCAAACCUUCCAUUCGACCUAUAUAUAGCUCUCCGACAAGAGAUCUCACAGCUAACCUGGUUCCGAAUACAAAUGGAACGACCGUUGCAACAUACGGCGCCAAUAUGUACACCGCCCAGUUCUCGGACGACUCGUCCUUCUACUAUACCUGCUCCCAAGACUUUAACCUCCAUAUCUUCGAUAUGACCAAGCCUCCCCAGAAAUUUGGUCACAUCGGAAGCAGAGGCAAUAGUCUGAAGUCCACCAUGCCGUUGAGAAAGGAAAUCAGAGGUCAGGAAGGUCGAUGGACCAUCACCGACGCCAAUCUCUCCCCGGAUAACUCUAGAAUCAUAUAUUCUUCGAUCCACCCCACGGUCUACAUGACGAGUACCUCUCCGGAGGGUUCGUCGACUCAGAUCCCAAUCAAUUUCAGCGACAACAGACACACAGCAUACUAUAGUAGGUUUGGCAUCUGGAGUUGUCGCUUCUCCGCAGAUGGCAACGAAGUCGUCGCAGGAGGCGACGGUAAGAUUUUUGUGUACGACCUUCUCGCCGAUCGAAGGACAGUGAAGAUAGAUGCCCACGAUGACGAUGUCAAUAGUUGCUGCUGGGCUGAUACGGGUUCUGGCAAUAUUUUAGUCAGUGCGUCUGAUGAUUCCUAUCUAAAAGUCUGGGACCGACGGUCACUGUCGUCGAAGAAGCCCUCAGGGGUUCUCAUGGGCCAUACGGAGGGAAUCACCUACGUUUCGGCGAAAGGCGAUGGACGAUAUGUCAUCUCCAAUGGCAAGGACCAGACCCUCCGUCUUUGGGACCUUCGUCAAAUGAGAAGCAACAAGGAUAUGGACACUGUGGGUGGGGCACAUUUCGGUCUUCAUGGCUUUGACUAUAGAUACUCUCACUACCCUCGAUCGCGAAGGGGGCGGCACCCCAUGGACUGCAGCGUGAUGACUUACACUGGGCACAGUGUGUUGCGGACGCUUAUUCGGUGUCAUUUCAGCCCAGCUGAAACGACCGGGCAACAGUAUAUAUACUCAGGUUCUUCUGACGGGAGAGUUCAUAUAUGGUCCCUCGACGGCAGGGUCGUUCAAAUUUUGGACCGCUCCAAGACAUUGCCCCCAUCUUUCUCGCCUUCGGAACCCGAACCUCGAGAGUUACCCCGUCAUGGCCCCCGUUUGACUUGCGUGCGGGAUGUCAGCUGGCAUUCACAGGAACCUGUUUUAAUGAGUGCUGCAUGGGAUCACAGAGUAGAGGGGACGGCCAUUGCCCGACAUGAAUGGAAAGGUUUGUCCAAGCUCCGGGGACGCCUGGACACUUGGGUGGAGAAGCAACAGGCGGAAGCCCAAGAGCAUGAGAGGAGAGGCCUGCCCUUGGCACGGGCAGCAGUCCAGAGGAUGUCUCGGCAAAUGAUGCCUGGAGGAUUGUAUGACAACAGUGACGAUGACGAAGAAGGAUCCGAGUAUGACGAAGAUAACGAUGAAUGAGGGGACGUUGGGCCACUUAUCGCAACGCAUUCAGUAGCCAGUUCCUUUCGUCGUUUCUGUAGACUCCUAUUCCCUCGGUGCCUGUAGGCACUCAAAGCUUGUAGUUUUAGUCCACGAU